GAAAGUAACAUGCCAGCCCAUAUCUACUUUAUUUUGCUUUUAAUUUGGACGCAACAGAUUUUCCUCAGGGUACAUAGCAAUGGCCAGCAAGGAGCACUGAAGCCUGGCGUGGGAAGCAGCGAGCGACGUCAGUUUUGUCACUGGCCCUGCAAGUGCCCUCCCAAACCCUUAUGUGCACCAGGAAUCAGCAGGGUCAAAGAUGGCUGUGGAUGUUGCACAAUUUGUGCCAGACAAGUUGGUGAGAGCUGCAAUGAGGCGGAUAUCUGUGAUCCCCAUAAAGGGAUGUACUGUGACUUCUCAGCAGAUAAGCCCCGCUAUGAGGUUGGCGUGUGUGCAUAUAUGAUGGCAGUUGGAUGUGAACUCAAAGGUGAAUUUUAUCUCAACGGACAGGCUUUUCAGCCCAGCCCACUGUACAAAUGCAUGUGUGUUGCUGGUGCUAUUGGCUGUAUGCCUGCCUUCACUCAUAAACUCGCCACGAUCCAGUAUAACGCUCCAAGCGAGAGUGAAAAACCUGCCCAUCUAAUUGCUGUAAAGCAACCAAAAAAACAUCAGCAGGAUACAGCCUACAGAGCCAUGCCAGCUUACAGAGAUCGCCCUAUAUCAUGGAAGAGGACAUGUCUUCUACAGAGCACACCCUGGACUCCCUGUUCUAAAACCUGUGGCAUGGGAAUCUCAAUUAAGGUUGACAACAACAACAGCAAAUGUGAAAUGAGGAAGGAUCGCAGAUUGUGCUUUCUCAGACCCUGUGACAACAAUACACUACGGAAUAUUAAGAUACCAAAAGGAAAAACAUGCAAACCCAAGUUCCAGUCAAGAAAACCAGAGAAAUUUGCAUUGUCUGGAUGUACAAGCAUCAAAAACUACAAACCCACAUACUGUGGUAUUUGUACUGACAAGCGCUGUUGCAUUCCUAACAAGUCUAAAAUGAUUACUGUUGAAUUCAACUGUACAGAUGGUGGAAGUGUCAAAUGGAAAAUGUUGUGGAUUACAUCCUGUGUAUGCCAACGGAACUGUUAUGACCCAAGUGACAUGUUCUCUGAACUUAGAUUCCUAUAGCAAACCAAAUGACGACUACCUCAGAAAUAUCUUUUAAUGGCAGCAUACAGUACCUCUGUCACCUUUACUACUGGCAUAUCUUUUUACUUGAUCUGUCAGAGUUUUCCGCUUUUUCCAGUGUUUUAAAUGGGUUAAAAUACUGUUGUCUGCAUAAUCUGCACUUCAGAUAUUCUUCAUAAACUGUUUUUAAUGGAGAUGUUCUGCUUUGAACCUAAA
Molecule: messenger RNA, 1272 nt
Organism: Polypterus senegalus (gray bichir)
Lineage: Eukaryota; Metazoa; Chordata; Cladistia; Polypteriformes; Polypteridae
Gene: ccn6
Product: cellular communication network factor 6
Exons: 5
Coding region: 10-1056 (348 amino acids)
Biological process (GO): cell adhesion; signal transduction
Cellular component (GO): extracellular matrix; extracellular region
Molecular function (GO): integrin binding; heparin binding
Source: RefSeq, a predicted model, not a curated record